This is a messenger RNA of Neurospora tetraspora, 411 nucleotides long. RefSeq lists its product as uncharacterized. The transcript is spliced from 3 exons. NCBI's taxonomy places the organism in Eukaryota, Fungi, Ascomycota, Sordariomycetes, Sordariales, Sordariaceae. The record is from RefSeq and is a predicted model, not a curated record. The coding region runs from base 1 to 411 and encodes 136 amino acids. Gene Ontology annotation, molecular function: oxidoreductase activity.
AUGGUCGAAUACAUCAGGAAGAGCAAGGAAUCCACGUUACCACACACUCUCCACUUGGAGGUCGGCCUGUCGACGUGGUUGUCCCCCAACAAGCACGUUACGGGACCGCUGGAAGAUCCGACUGUCAAAGCUCUUGCUGAUAAGCACGGAACCACCCCGGCCGCGGUACUCUUGAAAUGGGCUGUGCAGCGUGGUACCAGCGUGGUGCCCAAGUCAUUCGAUGCUGAACGCAUCCGGGAGAAUUUGGAGGCCGUGGCUCGACCUGAUCUGUCAGAGGCCGAUAUGGAGGCUCUGAACAAUCCUAGGGGACCCGGAAGGCAUGUCCGCUUCAAUGAUCCGAAAACAUACUAUGGGUUCGAUAUAGAUGAUGAGGAGAAUGGCCAACCGGUACAGACUGGCUCUAGGACAUGA